Molecule: messenger RNA, 964 nt
Organism: Manihot esculenta (cassava)
Lineage: Eukaryota; Viridiplantae; Streptophyta; Magnoliopsida; Malpighiales; Euphorbiaceae
Exons: 7
Coding region: 87-854 (255 amino acids)
Molecular function (GO): peptidyl-prolyl cis-trans isomerase activity
Source: RefSeq, a predicted model, not a curated record
UCCCAAUUCUUGUUGGGUUAAUUUUAGUUGACUGCUUCAAGAUAAAAACUUGCAAGUCUCCUUUGCAGUACAGGAGCCGGCGAAAAAUGCCUCGAGGUUUGUCUGAUGGUGUCUCCGACAUGGAGGUCUCCUUCACAACACUCCCUAGGGAGAUAUCUCUUUCUCUCUCGCCCAUGCCAAACAGUAACUUGAACCGGAUACUAUCCGCCGCCGUGAUCUCCACCGCGUCACUAUCUCUCAAACCCAUGCCAGCUUUUGCAAAAAUAUCCCAUCCUGAGCUGGUGAACUUUGAAGUUCAGGAGAUUCAAGCACUGUGCUACUCCACACAAACCAACAGACCACAGAUCGAAAAUGAAAUGAAAGAUCACCCCAUGUGGCGUUUAGAUUGUUUGACAUCACCCCCUCCUUCUUUGUCAUUUCUGGACUCGUCACCUGAAAUUCCUGCAGGUGGGAAGUUGCCCGAUCAAGGUGAAUUGGCUAAAAAACUGUUUGUUGACUCUAAACUGGUUGUGUACGAGGAUAUUAUAGUUGGUACAGGACAGCCUAUCAAUGAUCAAAAGUUAUUACAAGUGAAUUUCCACUAUGAUUUCUAUGAAAGCUCUGAAAAGCGUCGUCGAUGGGGCAAUUAUGGGAGUAAAAAGAAUUCCAAGCGAAAACCUGAAGAGAUUCACCUGUGCAAGCAUAAUUUUGGAAAAGGAUUCGAGAAAGGAAUACAAGGUAUGCGAGAGGGAGGAAUAAGGAAGAUUUUUGUGCCUACAGAAUUUUCACCUGGCGAAAAUUCGGGGGCUUUUUAUGUGGAGUUGCUCCAAGUUUGCCCAUCAGUGCAAUGUCACAUUAGAAAUAAAUUUCCAUGAUAUGUAGUUUUUUAAUUCUUAAAUAAGAAAAAUAUGUGAUAUGUGAAAUUUUCUCUUUAUUAACGAUGGAGGUAAAUUUACUCAUAAUUAUUAACGUGGGUGAUUCAGUA